AUGUCGAUACACUACGAUUCCAUCGUCAUCGGCUCCGGUCAAGGCGGCACUCCGCUAUCGCAAGCACUCGCCAAAGCGGGCCGACGCACCGCGCUCAUCGAGUCAACACACGUCGGCGGCACAUGCGUCAACGAAGGCUGCACCCCGACCAAGACCAUGGUCGCCAGCGCCCUCGUUGCGCAUGGAGCUUGCCGUGCGGCAAGUUACGGCGUACAGUUCAAGAAAUCCAGCCUGACGCUAAACAUUGAGACGGUCAGAAAGCGGAAGCGAGACAUUGUGGAUAGUUUCCGGAGCGGAAGCGAGAACCGCCUCAAGGACACCGCGAACCUGGAUCUCAUCAUGGGCCAAGCGAGGUUCACGGGCCCAAAGACCAUCGAAGUCAGGGUCAACGAUUCCGGGAUGAAGGAGACACUCGAAGCUGAUCAGAUCUUUAUCAACGCCGGAUGCUCACCGGCGCCUCUGAAUGUCAAGAACGCAGAGACCGUUACAGGCAAUCUGCUCAAUUCGACGACGAUCAUGGAGUUGGGCGAGGUUCCUCGGCACCUUGUCAUCUUCGGUGGUGGAGCGGUCGGUCUCGAAUUUGCGCAGAUGUGGAAACGGUUCGGAGCAAGGGUCAGCUUGAUCCAACGCAACGAUCGACUGCUGCCACAAGAGGACGAAGACGUGUCGGAAGAAAUCCGCAAGAUUCUAGUGGAAGAUGGAGUCGACGUCUACGUUGGCGCCGCGCCGAGAGAAGUGUCGAACGUAACGCUGGGUCAAAUCGUGGUAUCGAUAACGCAGCAGGACGGCAGGGUCAAGUCCCUGCUAUGCUCACACGUGCUUACUGCGACCGGCCGCACGCCAAACACUGCGGCACUCAACCUGGAAGCAGCAGGGGUCGAGGUCGACGGACGGGGCUUCAUCAAAGUCAACGAGCACCUCGAGACUUCGGCACCGGGCAUCUACGCUCUCGGAGACAUCAAGGGCGGUGUUGCCCAGACGCACGUGUCUUACGACGACUUCCGCGUCCUGCGAGACAACCUCCUCGCCAGUCCGAACCAAGUGGCAAAGGCCUCGAUCGAGAACAGGCUGAUUCCGUACUGCAUCUUCAUCGACCCGCAGCUCGGACGGGUCGGGUUGACGGAACGAGAAGCCCGCAAGCGCUACCCGGACAGAAACAUCAAGGUGGCCAAGAUGCCCAUGGCAUGGGUGGCGCACGCCAUCGAGAGGGCCGAACUGAGAGGCUUCAUGAAGGCCGUGGUGGACGCCGACUCGAAGGAGAUCCUGGGGUAUACCUGUCUCGGCCUCGCGGGUGGCGAGAUCAUGAGUAUGGUGCAACUCGCCAUGAUCGGGGGUCUCACGUACGACGAGCUGGAGAACGCAAUGUUUGCACAUCCGUGUUUGUCUGAGAGUUUGAAUAAUCUCUGGGGGUACUUGGAGUGA
Exophiala spinifera is the source of this 1422-nucleotide messenger RNA. RefSeq lists its product as uncharacterized. The transcript has a single exon. Gene Ontology annotation, molecular function: flavin adenine dinucleotide binding; oxidoreductase activity. The record is from RefSeq and is a predicted model, not a curated record. NCBI's taxonomy places the organism in Eukaryota, Fungi, Ascomycota, Eurotiomycetes, Chaetothyriales, Herpotrichiellaceae. The coding region runs from base 1 to 1422 and encodes 473 amino acids.